CACCUCUCCUCCUUUAGUUAGCUCUGCUUCUACUACACUCCUUAUUUGAAAAUGUGUUUGACUUUUAUUUACGUAUUUAUUAAAACGCCUCUAGUUAUACAGUUUUUAACAAGCUGUCGAUGACGUAGUUCAACAGUUUAGAGCUAACGCCGGUACACCCGGCUAGCAUUAGCACUUCUCUGAUAGCAGAACAAAGUGUUCCUGCUGAAUCUCAUGAUGUGGUUAGUCGGCUUUUCUGCUUCACUGAUGUGAACAUUACACGUAAUAACUGAUGUGCAACGCCAGCUGUCAUUGUAGCAGUUGAAUGUAGUUAACGUGAGUGGGUCAAAGUGAAACACAGGUCGUGUUGUGACCUUUCAGCUAAUUGUGAAAGGUGUCAAAUUGCCCCCUGUUUUAGUUGUUUAAUCCCUUUGAAAACAUGUCAUUCACCUCAUCCCUUUGUUUUGGUCCUUAGUCACGUGUCCACAGAUAAGGGGACAGAUGCUGACGUCGACAUUUUCAAUGGGAAGACAGUGAAAGGUAAAAUCAGAGAAAACAGGCAGUUUGCAGCUAAGUUGUAGUUGACUAAAACUAAACCAAGUACCCAAGCUAGUGACUGACUAGUACCACACAUUACCUACUAAAGAAAAAAUAACUAACGUGCAGGCUAAUAAAAACUAAACUAAGAUAUUUUGCCUGUUGAUAGGACCCAUGUGAGGUGUUUCAGGCAAUUAUUUAGAACACCUCCUGAGCACAUCGCUUUUGAGGCACACCCAACUGGAAAGAGACCCCAGGGUAAACCUACAUCCUGCUAGAGAGAUUAUAUAUUUCAUCUGUCUGGGAAUGGUUUGGGAUCUCCCAGGAGGAACUGGGUUUAUCUGGAGAGAAUUAAGUUUGGAGUACUAGAGUUCUCCAGAUAAGCAGGAAUAUUGUUUGAUGAAUAUUUUUCAACAGUAAAAUAAUAAUAAUAAUAAUAAUAAAAAUUCUAUACUAGUGAAAAAACAGGAGCUUUUCUGUCAUUUAAUUUUUUAUCUAUUCAUUACUUUAGUGCAGUAUGAAGGGCUGUGGGGGGAGGUCUUUGUCAGUAGAAUCAGCUGUAAAACUAAAAGAAAAAUACUGUUAGUCCAAAAUGUAUGUCUUCCUUCAGAUUUUCCUAAGACUUCAUGUGAGUUGUUUUGAAGGUUUCCUGGGCUGAUUUAUGGUUAUGUGGUUGUUUGGUCAAGGCCAAUAGUUUCCUUAAUUAAUAUCAUGGGCAGUUAGCAAAGACAUCAGUCUGCAGCUGUUUCUGUUUUCCAACCUUGGUUUUAGGCUUAACAUUUAUUUCAUAGAGACAUUCGACAUGCGCUCAGCAUAAUAAGAUAAGAUAAGAUAACCUUUAUUAGUCCCACACGUGGGAAAUUUGUUUUGUCACAGCAGGAAGUGGACAGUGCAAAAGUUAUGAAGCAAAAAUUAGAAUACAAUAAGAAUAAAUACAAUACACAACUGUACAGAAUAGAAUAAAAUAAAAUACUAUAUACAGUAGAAUCAACUCAAUCCUGUUGUUUGCCCAGCGAUCUGGUGAGAUAAGUGAGCGUAAGCAUCUUUACCAGUAACUAAAAUAAGUCUCUGACGAUCUCAUACGAAAGGAGUCUAAAAAUUGAAGGUCCUUGUGUGGAACCGCCAAAAAUUUCUAUCAUGCAGUUGGAGGCUCAACUACGUCUGUGCCAGAGUUGUUUUUGGUGUUGCAAGAGUGGACUGCGGCUGUUCUCCCAAAGCUAUACGCAAAGAAAAGCUGCGACCUACUACGACCUCCUGGGAGUCAAAUCUGAUGCCACGUUAGAAGAAAUCAAAAAUGCGUUUUUUGACAAAUCCAAAAAGCUACAUCCAGACAGCGACCCGUCAAACCCGGCACUGCACAGCCAGUUUGUGCAACUGAACGAGGCCUACAGGGUGCUGAGCAAAGAUCUGAGUAGGAAGGAGUACGACUUCAAAAUACGACAGCCGUAUGCUGGUGCUCAAGUCUUCAGAUCUGCCUCCACUGACCCCAGCUACAGAGGCAGCAUGGAUGCCUAUGAGAACAUCCGUUACUGGGAGCAGGUUCAUCACCCUCACACUCCAGAGAUGAUGGCCGAGGAGAAGCAGAAGAGGAGGAAGAGGAACUUCCGCCUGGUGGCGUAUUGUGUCGUCGCUAUGAUGCUCAGCAUAGGAGCCCAUGCCGUCCUCUUCAAGAAACUGGAAGAAGUUCACACUAACUUCAUGGAUGAGAAAGACCGAAUCAUCAUAGAAAUUUACAAUGAAGCCAAAGAGAGGGCGAGGGUCAAUGGUUUUAAGAAGCAAACGGAAAUCCUGCGUCAGAAGCACGCGGAGUUUAAGGAGAAAUACAAACGCACCGACGUUGGAGACGACAAGUAGCAGAUCCUUCAGCUGUGCUCGGUGAUGCCAGCAGGCGGACCAAGCUGGCUGUUGUGUUUUAAGAUUAUUUAUUUUCUGACCUUUUUAAAGGUGUUUCCACGCCUGUUUCUGCCCUCAGAUGUGAUCCUGAAAUCUGCAGGGAGUGGGUGUGGUUUAGGGGGAGGGUUCCUCUGGUCAUAGAUGCUGACCAGGAUAAGCUUUUAUAUUUUAUGGGACUCGUUUGUUCCCAAACCUGUUCACGGUUUGUCCACAGGAGCCAUAAUGAGCUCUAUCAAACUGCCCCUAAUGGAGUCUCAGGAACACGCUGUUUGCUGUUUAUUGUUCUCAGCCUCAUUUCUGUUACAGCUGUGCAGCAUCUGGAACUCGCAUGUGACGGUGAAUAAUACAACAUGACAGCUGAUCAAGUUGUGAAGAGAGAGACUCUUAUUUGCAGCAAUGUUUCAUGUUGUUUUAAAAGAAAAUGUCUUUGAGCGCUCAAGUGUGGACGCUGCUGUUUAAAUUGGUUCACACCUGAUAUAUAUUCACAAGUGUUUGAUUUUUGGACUUUCUGCACUUCCUGCCAACAAAUAUCGAUUUGUUUGACACAGAAAAUCUGGAGAAAAAAGUGCCACUGAGUAAGUUAUUUAUUGCAAACUGUUGUAAUAUUAUGGAGAAAUGCAUUUAAAGGAAAGAUCACACACACAAAGUGAGCCAACAUUUACCAUUUUGGCCUCUCAGUCUUUAUAUAUUAUAUUGUUUUAUGUUUUUGCUGCCUUGUUGAGUCCCUCUUGGGACAUCUGAGAGAAAGCUUUAAAAGAUCUCAUUAACCAUCCUUUGCUUGAUUUCACUUUACUUCUACAUGCUUCUUGUUAUUUAAUGUCUUGCUUAUUACCAUUUCUUCCCAUAGUGUCAUUUGUUUCCUGUUACCUUUUAACGAGCAGCAGAGAAGAAUCGGUAAUGAUUCAAAUAGAUAAUUAUCUCAGAUCUUUGUUUCCCAUCACGUCAGUGAAAGUGAAUCAUACAUUUUUAACUUUGAAGACAGCAACGCAGUUAUGUUUAUUUGCAUGUUUGCUUUUACAAACAAGAAAAUUUCCAGUGAUCAUCCAGGAAAGGCGACACCCAUUAUGAAGUCAAGGCUUGGAUUCUUUCCUUCUUUCUUUCUUUUUAUUUUGGAAGGAAUUGUGUGGGUGUGUAAAACCCUGCAUCUACAGCGUGAAGUUUGUUUUUAAGAAAGGAUAUCGCCCCUUUUCCCUCUCUGUUUUCUUGUCACCAGCGGCCCCUGCCCUGAGACGUCAGCAGGAGAUAACAUACUGUGUCCCCGCAUAGCUCUCAGACACCCUCACCCUCAUGUGGCGUGUGAGUACCCUGUCAUAACCCAAACACGCCAUAAUGACUGAGAUCCUCGUGUCAGCAUGCCUUCACACACACACUGAUAGGAGAUGAGGCUCAAGAGUUUUCCUGCUAGAGAAGAAAACAGCUCUGGAUGCAGUUUUAAUUGACUUUUAUCUUUAGUUUAAUGAGCUGCGAAGAGAAACUGUGUAGAAUCAUGCUCUGAAAUAAAAGCGUGACAUGCUCUUUGGAGAUUAUUUUUUAUUGAUUAGUUGGAUGGGAGGGGCUGAAAUCCUUAAUUUCCCUCCUUGGGCAUUAAAAAGAUCAUAAAACUGCUCCCAAACCACAAUGAUCCACCUUUGGGAAUCAAAAUUGUUUUUAUGAUUUUAAUUAUCAGUAAACUCUACUACUGUGCAAAAGUCACUAGCAGCUUUUUUUUAAAUAUAUAUUGCUUCCAAGCAGGUAGUUUCUUUCUGAAGGUCUUUCAAACUUUGUCUUUGACUGAUUUUUCAAUGAUUUUCAGUUCAGUCUUUGUGCCUGACUUUUUUCAGAGAAACAUUUUGUUUCUUGUUAAGAUUCAUAACACUGACCUAUGACUCAAGCAUAAAGCACCUAACUUGAGGGAUGAAUCACUGUUGUGUGUACAUGUAACAGACAACGACAAAGAAAAGUAUUUUGCACCGACAUCGUGAUUCCCAAAAAGCUAUUAACUCAAAAUAUGGCAAAUCUUGUCAUGUUGUGCAGUGUGUCCUUAAACAAUCUGGGAAAGCUGGAAAAGUGGAGGACUAAAGAAGUUGAUCCCUCUGCUGCUCACUGAAAGCUCAUCAGAAAUGUUCUCGGUGAAAGUGUAUCUGUCGAGAAACUAUUCUUAAGGAAAGGAAACGGUGAUAAAUGUUGAGGUAUGAGAAAUUACACAGAACUGGCCAGAAAAUCAGGGGAAACAAGUCUGAAGAAGAGAUGAAUAAAUAAUUUGAAAUUUCUGUUUUAACCCAAUCAUUGUCAGGAUGUAUGGAGGAAGUCAGGAGAGAGGUACAGCAGUGAUGGCCUACAGCCAUCUUGUGAAACACGGUGGAGGCUCUGUCAUGGUUCAGGGCCCCAUUUCAGUCAGUGGUGUUUGGGAUGUUGUCAAAAUUAAUGGAAUUAUGAAUAGAGAACAGCAUUGUCCAAUGUUGACCCAUGAUGCAAUACCAACUGGAAGGGAUCUGAUUGGCAGCUGCUUCAUUUUUCAGCAUGAAAUAAUUCCAAACCCACUGCCAGUGCAGUGAAAGCACACCUGGAUAGAAAAACACUAACUGGAACACUAACAGUGAUGGAGCGGCCUCUCCAGAGCCCAGACCUCAACAUUAUUGAAGCAGUGUGGGAUCAUCUUAACAGAGAACAGAGCAACAGACGGCCAACGUUCAAAGCAGAGCACUGAAUGUCCUUCAAUAAGUCUGGAGAAGCGUUCCUGAAGAUGACUUCAUGAAAUGUUGCCUUCAGGUUAAGGCUGCAUAAAGGUGGUCAAACCAAAUAUUAACUUUCAAGCUUGUUAGAAUUAUACAAACUCUGUUUUUGUCUUAUAUACUGUAUUUCCAUGUAUGUUUGUAGAUGUUUCCAUAAAUCACUGCACCUUUUUACCAUUUCCUCAAAAAACUAUAAAUAAAUGAAGUGUUGCCCAAGACCUUUCCACAGUUUAUCAGUUCUACUUGACACUUUGUUUUGGGCUCUUUUUAUUUGAAAAAUGCCCCUUGUCAUUUUCUUCUCACAGUGGAUGGACAGCAAAUAUGUAAAUAAUAAAGUGAAUAAUGGCUGA
Messenger RNA from Haplochromis burtoni (Burton's mouthbrooder), 5470 nucleotides. RefSeq names its product DnaJ (Hsp40) homolog, subfamily C, member 4 (gene dnajc4). The transcript is spliced from 7 exons. Bases 1654 to 2370 code for a protein of 238 amino acids. The record is from RefSeq and is a predicted model, not a curated record. NCBI's taxonomy places the organism in Eukaryota, Metazoa, Chordata, Actinopteri, Cichliformes, Cichlidae.